Messenger RNA from Rhododendron vialii, 901 nucleotides. Its product is annotated as heavy metal-associated isoprenylated plant protein 26-like. The record is from RefSeq and is a predicted model, not a curated record. The coding region runs from base 139 to 609 and encodes 156 amino acids. NCBI's taxonomy places the organism in Eukaryota, Viridiplantae, Streptophyta, Magnoliopsida, Ericales, Ericaceae. The transcript is spliced from 2 exons. Gene Ontology annotation, molecular function: metal ion binding.
CGACAACAAAAGGGUCUCUCUCUCUCGUCACAUCUCAAGCGUGAAAUCGAAGAGCGAUAAAAAACAGACCAGUUGGUGGGAUAUUUGUUUGCUUCAGACAUCAUCUAUCUUCUAGUUCGAUUAACUCCAUUUUCAACAAUGGGUGCUCUGGAUCAUCUCUCUAACUUGUUCGAUUGCUCCGGCGCUUCCAGCUCCCAGCAUUACAAAAGACGCAGGCAAUUGCAGACGGUGGAGAUAAAAUGCAAGAUAGACUGCGAGGGAUGCGAGCGGAAGGUGAGGAGAGCCGUGGAAGGAAUGAAAGGCGUACAAUCCGUCGACAUCCAGCCCAAGCAGCACAAGGUGACGGUGGUCGGGUACGUGGACCCCGAGAAGGUCGUGAACCACGUGGCUCGCCGGACUGGUAAGAGGGCGGAGAUAUGGCCCUACGUUCCUUACGACGUGGUCGAGCACCCCUACGCGCAGGGCGUGUACGACCGGAAGGCCCCGGCCGGGUACGUGCGGUAUUCCGAGGACCCGCGGGUGAAUCAGCUGGCGCGCGCGAGUUCCACCGAGGUGCGGUACACCACCGCUUUCAGCGAUGAGAACCCCGGCGCGUGCGCUGUCAUGUAAUCAAUCACGCUAAGAAACGUAAGCACGCGCAAAUUAUUAUCCUUCGAAUGUGUUAUUCCUGUUAUUGUCUGUUUAAUUUUUCAGAAUUAUGUGAUCAACUGUUAAAACUUUUUAUGUAGUAUUGAUUUUUAGGAGGGAGUAGUGUGUAAUUUUGAGGUUUUUUUUAGUGUCUGUCAAUUAUGUACCAUAAGAUGGAAAACUAAUGUAAUUUUGAGGGGUUUUUUAGCGGUCGUGUAUUGCGGAUUUAUGGGUAAAAUAGCAAAAUAUGUAAUCUUGUUUGGGUCUUGCUAUA